UCCGUCGUAAACAACAACAGGGAAGUGGAAAGAGAAGUCCCGAGGUGCAAAAUGCAACGGUCACGCUAACUACAUUAAAACUAGCGAUGGAGGGCUCUAAGUCGUCCAGCACAACCAUGCAGGUCAGCUUCGUGUGUCAGCGGUGCUGUCAGCCGCUGAAACUGGACACAUCCUUCAAUGUCCUCGAUCGGGUCACAAUCCAGGAACUUAUUGCUCCGGUAGUCACAGUGACCCCCAGAAAACAGGCUGACAGCACUGAUGGAGAAACAGCACCAGAGGAAACCUUUGCAGAAAACAAGCAAGAUGGUGUGUCAAGGAAAUACAUCCCACCUGCAAGGAUGAUGUCCACAGAGAGCGCCAACAGCUUCACACUGAUAGGAGAAGCAUCUGAUGGGGGUACCAUGGAAAAUCUCAGUCGUAGGCUGAAGGUGACCAGUGACCUGUUUGACAUCAUGUCAGGCCAGACAGACGUGGACCACCCGCUGUGUGAGGAAUGUACCGACACCCUGUUGGACCACCUGGACACGCAGCUCAACAUCACAGAGAACGAAUGCCAGAAUUACAAGCAGUGCCUGGAGCUGCUGUCACACCUGCAGGUGGAGGGGGAGGAGACCCUGCUGGCAGAUCUGCAUCAGCUGAAAGGGCAGGAGGAGGCUCUGGUCCAGGAGCUGGAGACAGUGGAGGGGCAGAGGGCUGUGGUGGCCCAGGACCUGACCCAGAGCAGGGUCCACUCCCAGCAGCUGGACACAGAGGAGCUUCAGUACCAGAAGGAGUACAGCGAGUUCAAACGGCAGCAGCUGGAGCUGGAUGAUGAGCUGAAGAGCGUUGACAACCAGAUGCGUUACUGCCAGAUUCAGCUAGAUCGCCUGAAAAAGACAAAUGUCUUCAAUGCCACAUUUCACAUCUGGCACAGCGGACAGUUUGGUACAAUCAACAACUUCCGUCUGGGUCGACUCCCCAGCGUCCCGGUGGAGUGGAACGAGAUCAACGCAGCCUGGGGGCAGACGGUGCUGCUGCUGCACGCGCUGGCCAACAAAAUGGGGCUGCGCUUCCAGAGAUAUCGUCUUGUCCCUUACGGAAACCACUCAUACUUAGAGUCCCUGUCAGACAAGUCCAAGGAACUUCCUCUGUACUGCUCGGGGGGCCUGAGGUUCUUCUGGGACAACAAAUUUGACCACGCCAUGGUGGCCUUCCUGGACUGUGUCCAGCAGUUCAAAGAGGAGGUGGAGAAAGGAGACACUGGCUUCUGCCUUCCAUACAGGAUGGAUGUGGAGAAGGGUAAGAUCGAGGACACGGGUGGCAGCGGCGGCUCUUACUCCAUCAAAACCCAGUUCAACUCUGAGGAGCAGUGGACCAAGGCGCUGAAGUUUAUGCUCACCAACCUGAAGUGGGGACUGGCCUGGGUCACCUCGCAGUUCUACAACAGAUGAGACUUCUGGACAAUGCUUUGUGAUUUAUAGUCAUAGUUUCCUCUGAUGAAUGGAUUACGUGUGAAUAUUAUUACUUGGCCAAAGGAAAAGCAAUGGUUGUGUCGCAGGAUUUUCUGUACAAACCUUCGUUGGAGCAAUUCUAGAUCUUCAGUCCAGAUUGUCUGUGUUUUUACAUUUUACAAAGAAGUGAUGAUUUGCUGCCGAGUGGGAUGUGGAAGCAGAAUGAGAUAACAACCUGUGCGUCCUUUAGACCACUUUCAUCCUCUGCUUCACUAAUUAAUAUCUUUGAAGAGCUGAUAAUGCAUUAAAACAUCUUCGCACUUCCGCAGGCUAGAAUGUAAAAGAAAUCUUCGCCAAAUUGACUUCUAACCACUUUAUCAAGUUCAAGGAUUCCUUGCUCUCCUGUUGCACUGCACACCUUUCCAUCACUGUGUAACCCCCACAGUGAUUACAUGUGUUCUUGUCCUUAUAACAUAAGCUGUAAAAGUGUGCUGUGAUAAUGAAGUUCAAGGUUGAAUUUUUAAUAUAUUAACACUGUUUAGUAUUCAACAAGAGCGUCAGUAUUUCUUUAACCUCGAAUGCAAUUGUCACGUUUGCCGGUUACAUACAUACGUUGCAGGUAAACUGUUGUAUUUAGAGGCUCACUGAUACGGCUUCUUUGUGAUCAUACUCCGCACCAUCACAUCCAUUUGUCCGUUUUAGAUAUGAUGGAUGCAUGUAAUGGUGGGAUUUUAGUUAAUAAAAAGUUUCAUGCUGUAAAA
Notothenia coriiceps (black rockcod) is the source of this 2191-nucleotide messenger RNA. RefSeq names its product beclin 1, autophagy related (gene becn1). Gene Ontology annotation, cellular component: phosphatidylinositol 3-kinase complex, class III, type I; phagophore assembly site; phosphatidylinositol 3-kinase complex, class III, type II. NCBI's taxonomy places the organism in Eukaryota, Metazoa, Chordata, Actinopteri, Perciformes, Nototheniidae. Gene Ontology annotation, biological process: mitophagy; autophagosome assembly; late endosome to vacuole transport. Gene Ontology annotation, molecular function: protein-macromolecule adaptor activity; phosphatidylinositol 3-kinase binding. The transcript is spliced from 12 exons. The record is from RefSeq and is a predicted model, not a curated record. Bases 87 to 1430 code for a protein of 447 amino acids.